Molecule: messenger RNA, 591 nt
Organism: Closterium sp. NIES-65
Lineage: Eukaryota; Viridiplantae; Streptophyta; Zygnematophyceae; Desmidiales; Closteriaceae
Source: the annotation of a GenBank genome assembly
AUGGCUGCUCUCGCGAACGCCGCUGUGCUCCCUUCCACCUUCGUCGGCCAGAGCGCUGAGCUCGCCGCCAAGGUGAACAAUGUGGACGCCCGCGUGACGAUGAGGAAGACCGCCAAGGCGGCUUCCAGCAGCGCCUUCUACGGCCCCGACCGCAACCUGUUUCUGGGCCCCUUCUCCUCCCCCCCGUCGUACCUCACCGGCGAGUACCCUGGCGACUACGGCUGGGACACGGCGGGUCUGUCCGCUGACCCUGAGACGUUCGCCAAGAACCGCGAGCUGGAGGUGAUUCUGAUGGGCGCCGUUGAGAGCUACCGCGUGGGUGGCCUUGAGGGCUUCCAAGAGGUGGAGGACCCCCUGUACCCCGGCGGUGCCUUCGACCCCCUGGGUCUGGCCGACGACCCCGACGCCCUCGCUGAGCUGAAGGUUAAGGAGCUGAAGAAUGGCCGUCUCGCUAUGGUGUCUAUGUUCGGCUUCUUCGUGCAGGCCAUCGUCACCGGCAAGGGUCCCCUGGAGAACCUCUCCGACCACCUGGCUGAUCCCACCGUGAACAACGCCUGGGCCUACGCCACCAACUUCACCCCCGGCGCUUAG